Molecule: messenger RNA, 620 nt
Organism: Argentina anserina (silverweed cinquefoil)
Lineage: Eukaryota; Viridiplantae; Streptophyta; Magnoliopsida; Rosales; Rosaceae
Exons: 4
Coding region: 68-385 (105 amino acids)
Cellular component (GO): EKC/KEOPS complex
Source: RefSeq, a predicted model, not a curated record
GUUAUCCUUUUCCAUCUUAAACCCCCAAAUUGGUUCAUCCUUCUCCAACUUUGUUGGGUCCAAAGGAAUGGCUGCUAUGGCUUCUGACAAGGCAGAUGGUCAGACCCAGUGGGAGUUUAGUUGUGACUUGGAGGUAGAUUAUGAGUCUGAAGAAAUUGCUUCUAUUGUCUAUGCUACAUUAGCUGUUGACAAGGAGUUGCAACCAGACAAAGUAAAAAGGCAGAUGUUAGUUUCCAAUGGAAAGCUUUCCGUGCAUUUUGAGGCAGUUGAGGCAAGAUUUCUUCGAGCAUCAUAUAGUGCUUUUGUGGAUGUAUUGACACUUGCCACGAAAACCAUUGAAGAGUUUGGAAAAGGAAUGGAAUUGAAACAAGUACAUGCACUUUGACUGGUUAGCUUGGCGAUUUCUUAUUUCAUGAAAUGAGCUGCAAUACGAGUUGAGGCUUUCUAAAGCCCCUACAUUGUUUGAUUAGUGCUUCAGAACAGGGUCAAGAACGCUUCUGAUACUAAAAAUGGAACAGGGUCUUUGAUUGAGUUUGUUAUUAGCUGGUAUUGUGUUAUACACCUACCUGUACUCUGACUUGGAUUUGCUUCACAUCACAUCUUGGAGGAUAAUUAGAUUU